Molecule: messenger RNA, 489 nt
Organism: Didymosphaeria variabile
Lineage: Eukaryota; Fungi; Ascomycota; Dothideomycetes; Pleosporales; Didymosphaeriaceae
Exons: 3
Coding region: 1-489 (162 amino acids)
Source: RefSeq, a predicted model, not a curated record
AUGAAGUUUUUCGGAACCCUCGCUGCCGCCGCGCUCUGCGCUCUCACUGCCGCCGCUCCCGCCCAUUUCGACACCAAGGACAUUUCCACCCGUGCUGCUCCGGUGGAUCCCUCUACUGGUAGUGACCUCGCGGAGAAUGCUAUCGUUUGGAUCAUCGCCGCGUAUUCUGACGAGGCUGAGGGUUCCGAUCAGAUGACCAAGCGCACGGAGUCCACUGAGCCCCUCAACAAGGAAGCCGAGGUCAUCCUCCUCUUGGUGUCUGCCUACGGCAACGAGGUCCCAGAUGCGGCCGACAAGCGUGGAUUGCACGAGCUAGCCAGGCGUGCUGCAGUCCCUGAGGAAGCCCUCACUAACGAAGCUGAGGUUAUCCUUCUCCUGGUCAGCGCCUAUGGCGAUGAGGUCGAAGGAGCCGACGUAGCCAAGCGCGCAGCUACUCCUAUGGAGAUGUCUGCGGCCAAGCGUGCCAUUCUCCAGAAACUCAAGGCUUAG